Erpetoichthys calabaricus (reedfish) is the source of this 1003-nucleotide messenger RNA. RefSeq names its product C-C motif chemokine 21-like. NCBI's taxonomy places the organism in Eukaryota, Metazoa, Chordata, Cladistia, Polypteriformes, Polypteridae. The record is from RefSeq and is a predicted model, not a curated record. Gene Ontology annotation, cellular component: extracellular region. The transcript has 4 exons. The coding region runs from base 62 to 409 and encodes 115 amino acids. Gene Ontology annotation, biological process: G protein-coupled receptor signaling pathway; cellular response to type II interferon; chemokine-mediated signaling pathway. Gene Ontology annotation, molecular function: chemokine activity; CCR chemokine receptor binding.
CUGAGUUAGAAGCAUAGCAUAGAAUACUAGCUUUGCAUUGACACAUACAGGCAGGAACAAAAUGACAUUAAGAGAGGCAACACUUCUGAUUGCAGCUUUGCUCUUGUGGGGCUGCUGUCAAGGGAAUGAUGAUGGUGCUAUGGACUGCUGCUUGGAGACUAAAGACAAACCAGUCCCAAGGAAUGUGGUCCUAUCAUACAGAGUACAAAAACCUGAAAAUGGAUGUUCAAUUAAGGCCAUUGUGUUUCAGGCUGAAAAUGGUAUGUCACUGUGUGCACCUGAUUCAUCAAAAUGGGUAAAAAAUCUUAUGGACUAUUUGGACAAAAACAAAAGAUAUCGAAAGGGUAAACCCAAAGGAAAACAUCAAAGAAGCAAACCAAAGAGACAAACAAGAGGAGAAAAGCAAUGAGUGAAGAAAUCAACUAUAAGUUUACAUAACUGAAGAUACUGUUGAACAGAAGUUGAUAAUACAAAAGCUGCUGACCGCACAAAAUGUAAUCAAUGCACAAAACUGCACUGUGGGACUUUGCCGCUGUAUUUCAUAUUGCUUAACUGGAUUUUACUAUAAUAGACCUUUUCUCUGCCAUAAAGCUCCUGCUUAUGUUUUAGAAGUACAAAUCUAUCAUGCCUGGUAUUACACUUUGCACAUCAUAUUUUGUACAUCUUCAUAUUUGUACUAUUAUGCAACUUUGUAUGAAGUUUUUCUUUUUAACUAAUGCUACAUUAUGUUUAUGUUAUUUUUAUGUGAUGUUGUGUUCUGUUAUAAGCAGCUCCAAAUCUAAUUAAGUACUGGCGAAUAAAAAUGAUUCUGACUCUGAAAAGGCUCAUGUACACUCUGAAAAUGCUGCCUUCUGUUUCCUUCAGUUUCCAUGAUGGAUCACUAUCUGUCCCUGUGCAAGUCAGCAAUCUUGCCAAUAUUUUACAUGCAGAAAUAUAUUUAAACAAUGACAAGUACUUGUGAAAUAUAAAACAUUUUGAAUUAAAAGUUUACCUGUGGAUGUUA